Molecule: messenger RNA, 966 nt
Organism: Trichoplax adhaerens
Lineage: Eukaryota; Metazoa; Placozoa; Uniplacotomia; Trichoplacea; Trichoplacidae
Exons: 11
Coding region: 1-966 (321 amino acids)
Biological process (GO): cilium assembly
Cellular component (GO): non-motile cilium; centriole
Source: RefSeq, a predicted model, not a curated record
AUGGAUGAAGAGAGUAUAUUCUCAUUAGAAGAAAUUAAAAAGCAACUCAAAUCGUUUGGAUACAAUCAGAUACCAAAGAAUAAAUUGGAUAAAUUUGCUGAAGACUUGAAUACUUUGGCGAAACAUGAAAGACAGAGAAAUAGUUUGCUUAGCAGUAGCAGCACUAUGACAACACCUUCUAUCGAUCCGCAUGACUAUAUUCUUGAUGGUGGUGAUCGCGAUUAUUACGACGAUUACGAUACAAGGCCUCAACUUUCUGAAAUUACCGAAGAAGUUUCCGUACCCAAACGAAAAUCGAUAAACAUUAUUGGCGACAAGGAAAAUUUCUCUUACUAUAAGGAAUCAGCUGAUAAUAAUAGAGGAAAUAUCAAUCGCUAUAUCAGUAAAGCAUCAGCGAUUGCACCUUCUGCAGGAAAACCAAUACUAAAACGAAAAGUUUUAAGAAAAUACAAUGGAGAAUCGCGCGUAUUUGAUGAAUCAGGAACUGAAAGCGAAGCUGGUUCAAUAAUUACAGAUGAGCGUGACGGUGCAAAAUCUGCCUAUACAGAUAGAUUCAGAAUUAGCAAUUCAGCAGAAAACUUAAAUCGUGAUAGAAGAUCAGUUUCGCCAAACGAAGCUGCUAAAUUUUCUAGCGAUGAGCAGACCUGGACAGACUAUCCUCAAUCUUCUGUGAAAGUUCUACCUUCCUUUAUUCGUCCAUCUUCAACGCAUCCUCACACUCGAAACCUGAAAAAAACUGACCCUGUUGCAACGUAUCAUCGGUAUGCAAAUGAAUGGAGAUCAAGAGGAGUACCGGGAGAAAAAAAUCACAAAGUCCUUCGAUGGCAAAUUAGGGAACAACUUAUACAACAAUAUGAUCCUCCUAAAUCGAGGCCACAUCAAUGCCAUGCUCCAAAUGAUUACAUUGUACCGACUGAUAAGAAACGGAAGGCACUUAGAUGGGAAAUUCGAGCGGGAAUGGCUUAG